Molecule: messenger RNA, 2295 nt
Organism: Ornithodoros turicata
Lineage: Eukaryota; Metazoa; Arthropoda; Arachnida; Ixodida; Argasidae
Exons: 7
Coding region: 182-868 (228 amino acids)
Source: RefSeq, a predicted model, not a curated record
UACCGCAGCGGCAUCUGCGGGGCGUCGGCUGCUGGCAGAAGUCCUUCGGGAAGAUUAUUGGACUUAAUCAUGGCAAAGUAGGAUAGCAUAUAGUGAUUAGUGAGCCUUUUGUUUCAGUCAUCACCGAUCAGUGGGUGGAGGGCCGGUCGUGCAGCUGUGAUAUCUGUGCAUACCCCCGAAAAUGGCAGCUCCAGAAUUAACACCAGCACCUGUAUCACAGGAAGACUUCGACGAAUUGAAAAAGAGACUUCAGAUGAUCUUUGAUGCUGAUCCAGAGCAGUUUCACAACGAUUACUCGAUCACCCGGUUUCUGCGAGCGUUUCGGACAAUCGAUAACGCUUUCCAAGCCAUACUAAAGUGUAACAAAUGGAGGAGUGAAUAUGGAGUAAAAAAGAUCUCUCCCGACCAACCAGAUAUCAAGAAGAACCUCGAAUCAAAGAAAGCCAUGGUUCUGGGCAAUAGAGACUUUUGUGGAAGGCCCGUGGUGUACAUCCCGGCAUGCAAACACAACGUUCAAGACCGUGAUAUUGAUGAACUGACUCGGUUCAUUGUCUACAUCCUGGAAGAAGCAUGCAAAAAGUGUUUUGAAGAAGUCAUUGACAACCUGUGCAUUAUAUUUGACUUGAAAGACUUUGGCCUUAACAGCAUGGACUAUCCUCUCAUCAAGAACCUCAUCUGGCUACUUAGCAAACAUUACCCAGAGCGACUAGGUGUUUGUUUAGUUAUCAACUCUCCUUCCAUUUUCUCUGGAUGCUGGGUUGUCAUCCGUGGAUGGCUGGACGACGUGACAGCACGCAAAGUAGUCUUCAUCAACAGCCAAGAGGAGCUGGUCAAGUACAUUCAUCCAGACAUCCUACCAAACCUCUGAGACAACAGCUGGCAUAGCUUGGAGCUGCUAUUUUGUACCUACUGAACAAUCGGUGCAGAAAAACACAGUCAGGCCCCUCCGCAUGACAGACCAGCCCACAACUACUCUCCAACGGUCAUCUGUAAUGUCUAAAAAGGGAAGUUUCAGUGUGAUAAGAUAAGUGCGACAUAGAUAGACAAGGAACGUGUGCCACAAGAAGCUCCCGCUUUCAACGUUUGGCAGGCUAAAAAAUUGAAAGGCUUCAAAGGUAGCUGGAGUUAAAAUUCUCAAUCAAUGUUUUUUUUAUUCAAAAUGUCAUUUCGUCUUCUUGGGUUGUUUUGCCAUUGUUCCUAGUCCCUUGAAGCUCAGUUUCCAUUCCAAAAUUAGCUUCUGCUUUUACUGAGAACCGUUCUGCUCCAGUUCUACUCUUAAUUUGUUCCAAAUAACCAAAAACAAAUUGUUCUUGCUAUCCUGCUAUAUCUCACCAGACUUGGGGAAAUGUUACCAACAACUAGCCAACGCCAGCUUUCUUUCUUUUUUGGUUCUAUGUUCUUUUUAUUGACAGGUUUAGUCUAACUGGAACCCACUUGAGUACGCCACAUUAAUGUACCACACUUUCUUUGGGCCUCUCGAAUUUUAGCUAUGUUUACCAAUACAAGAGAUAAUUUAGUUAGAGGGCACUUUUGCUGCUAGCUAGGGUUUUCUUAACACACCACACAAAGUCUAAAUAGAUUGUAGUUAGGGUACCAGCAAUGUACACAUGGAAUUUUUGACAGUCAUAUUUCUUUUUUUUCACUGUCCAGACCCACUUGCCAUCUUCACGUUACUGUAUCUUCGACCCGUAUAUCGAAUAUGUACAUUUGUUACGGUGUACGUUAUAGGUUGACACACAUAUAGGUUGACACACCUAAUGCAGUGAAACAUAGCUGCAAUAGAAUCACAUUUUUUAAUUCAUUAUGCCUCAGUUAAUUGUGGCAAUGCAUUCAAUGCUGCUUGCGAAAAGAAAUUAAGUGUAAUUUCUAUGUCUACUACUUAAGCAGUGUUGCCCACACGAAAACAGUGAGGAGCCUAUGUAGUGCACAUCAAAAAGAAGCAUUGGUUAAGUACAAUGCUGAUGAGGUUACUCCUCCAGCCAUAUUAAUUUACUAUAUCGUAUUUUAUACUUGCCACACUACUUAAAGUCAACAGAUUGAAGAGCAUCAGAGCAUCAGAACGAUAUCCUUUGUAUGUUUGAAUUGGGCAGCUACGCGGCAACUGAUGACAAUUUUGGGUAAAGCUCGGCUCAGUUUUUUUUUGGGUCACACAACUUUGGGGAGUGUAGCUUUUGCAACAAAUGUUGUGUACAUAAUUUGUUAUAACAGACGAAAUGGCAGCUCAACCUGAGCUGAUCUGAAGAGAUUUGUAAUUCCCCUUUAUUUAUGUCUAUUAAAAUGAUGUACACAUAUCAA